Molecule: messenger RNA, 654 nt
Organism: Anthostomella pinea
Lineage: Eukaryota; Fungi; Ascomycota; Sordariomycetes; Xylariales; Xylariaceae
Source: the annotation of a GenBank genome assembly
AUGUUAAACCUCUUGUGGCGCAACAUUGUCGAGUUCUGCGAACAGGAAUCUGAAAGGGACACCAUAUCCAUAUCGCCGAGCCUCAGAAAACCAUUCCUGCAUGAUAUCCGGCACUUGAAGUAUGGGAAAUGGUUACGGUUGGAAAACAACCGGCGAUUGAUCUCUGGGCCAGACAGCCUCGGUAGAAGUCCACUACACGUUGCGAUAGCGAUCACACACUGGGAGCAUUCCUUGUGGGACAUGUUACGAAGUCCCAACGUUGACCUCAAUGCGCGAGACCUAUUUGGUCGCACUGCGCUGCAUGUUGCCUGCGACUCGCGGGAAGCGCAGAUUCCUUCCGUGCAAAACCGUGCGGUCAGGCAGCUACUGGACUUUGACCUUGUGGAUAUCUUCGCAGAAGACUUGGACGGGUUCCUCCCAAUCGACUAUGCGAUUCAGGACCGGCGACUUGAUAUCUUGGAAACGUUCCAAGACAGCUUGCGUGUCAAACAAGACAGCCCUAUGGCUGAUCUCAUCGUUGCUGCCAUCUUUAAUCUCGAAGCUUGUGAUUUGUCUAUGAAGUCGCAUCGCAUCAUCUAUGAGGAGCGGAGGCGGGCAUUUGGCGUCAGAGAACCCUCUGUUUCCUCUGAAAGUGCUAUCUCCUCUAGUGAUUAG